Lobosporangium transversale is the source of this 1020-nucleotide messenger RNA. RefSeq lists its product as hypothetical. NCBI's taxonomy places the organism in Eukaryota, Fungi, Mortierellomycota, Mortierellomycetes, Mortierellales, Mortierellaceae. The record is from RefSeq and is a predicted model, not a curated record. Gene Ontology annotation, cellular component: Swr1 complex. The coding region runs from base 265 to 963 and encodes 232 amino acids. The transcript is spliced from 3 exons. Gene Ontology annotation, molecular function: nucleosome binding. Gene Ontology annotation, biological process: chromatin remodeling.
AGAUAGAAAUUCAUACUGAGGUGUGUGCAUGGUGGUGCACAGCCCAGAGGUGAAUACCUUCAUUAGUGUCGGGGCCAUAUUGGACGUAGAAAGAUUCUUGGAUGGAAUGAGUAAAAAAACAAAACUGCAACUUUUGGUUGGAGCUGCUGAUUAAUACUGUGGGUAACAAUUUGGUGAGGGACUUAUUAAUGUUAAAUGGAAGAGUUGCAGAAUUUUGUAACACUCUACUUUAUUCAACUAGACUGGCAUUAAAAACCUUCAGUGAUGUCUAGGAAACCAGAUCGUGGCACGAAAACAGCGCCGCCAAAAGUGCUAGAUGCGGAGGCGCGAAAGCGUCAAGUCCGACACCACCUUGAUUCUUUAGAGCGCGAUAACUUCGUAGCUCUGAAUGAAUACGAGGCUAUCAUCGCUACUGCCGCUGCUGCUGCCACGGCUCAAGGACCCAUCAGUCUUACCCACACCAACCUCGACCCUCUAGGGAUUUUACCACCCCUUGGCUCAUCAGUUGGUUCCAUUGUUGGAGGCGUUGUCGGUACUAUUGGGCUAGGGGCUGUGGCGGCGGGGAAUAAACCCUCAGGAACAUUAUCUGGAAGUCGAUCCAAAAAACAUAACAUUCAUACGUCAAGCAGUAACACGGCAAACCACGGUAAUAGCAGUAGCAUUCUCAACAAUAGUUCUGCUUCUAGUUCGAGUCCAAUGGUUGGUAGCCGGAAACCAUUAUUAUCACGCAAACCAUUGAGCCAGCUUCUAGAAGAAUCAGGGCUUUUGACAGAUAGCCUUAAUAAUAGUAUUCCCACGUAUGUAACAGCAGCAAUGGGACCCAGUCGAUAUCCAGAUCGACAAUUUUGUUCAGUCUGCGGCUGGAAAGGCAGGUAUCGAUGCAAUCGAUGCGGCAUGCGCUACUGUGAUCUCAAAUGCCUAAGAACCCAUGAAGAUACUAGGUGUAUGAAGUUUACAAUCUAGGCAAAAUUUAAGUGGCUUAGUUUAUUAUCCAAUUACUUAAAAAAAAAAAAAAAAAAA